Molecule: messenger RNA, 1981 nt
Organism: Oncorhynchus gorbuscha (pink salmon)
Lineage: Eukaryota; Metazoa; Chordata; Actinopteri; Salmoniformes; Salmonidae
Product: tyrosine-protein phosphatase non-receptor type 4-like
Exons: 3
Cellular component (GO): cytoskeleton
Source: RefSeq, a predicted model, not a curated record
AACAUAUAACAUUAGGCUACGUUUAUGUUGGUCGUUCAUAGAGCCUACUUAGUUUAAAGUUCACGUCGAGGCUGUAUGUUUCAAAUAACGUCCAAUAUACUAUAUGGUAGGUUAUCUUAUUCUCCGUGUUAAUCAUUGCGAUACACUAGUUUAAUCGAUAACCGAGAUGACGUUGCUCAUCUGAAAACAAGUUUGCCAAUGCAACCAGGUGCAAAUCUCAGGCCUAGUUGACACACUUUAAAUAGGCAAUGUUGUAUACCAAUACUGCCCACUCAACAGUCUAGACUUGGCAAAAAACUCUGUCCUAAAAUAGUUUAGGCAGCUCAGUAACUGGUGUGAAUGUCAUUAUCAUCAUGGAAAAUCAGGCGUGAGAGAGUGCUCUACUCACUGUAAUGUAUUCAAAGUAUUCAGAGUGAGUCCAAACAUUAACGUGUGUGUGUGUGUGUGUGUGUGUGUGUGUGUGUGUGUGUGUGUGUGUGUGUGUGUGUGUGUGUGUGUGUGUGUGUGUGUGUGUGUGAGAGAGACCUACAAAAAAGACCUGUCCAACUCCCCUCAGCCUACAUUAACAAGCACACACAGGGCUGUUAUUAAAAGUAUGGGUUAGUGGGUUGAUGCCCAGCAGAACUGGUGUGUAAACAACACUGCAGCUUGUGUGUGUGCAUGUAGAUCUGAGAUCAGUUCCUAGGCCUGUGGAUGGACCAGCUUGUCUCUGACAAUAUUUAACAUUCUUAUCAUUCAGCAGUCUGCACAGGGCGGAGGAGAGAACAGGGAAAAAAGGACAUGUUCAGACUCUGGACAGAUAAUAAUGUAUUACCAACAUACACACUGCAUUACUCAUUGUAGCAUGAUAUUGCUUCAGACACACAAAUUACACACUGUGUGUGUGUGUGUGAAGUAGAAAAGGAGCUGUUCACUGCAGACAAUGUCAUCCUUAGGGAGGGGCUAAACUACAUUUUUUUUUAACCUUUAUUUAACCAGGCAAGUCAGUUAAGAACAUAUUCUUAUUUUCAAUGACGGCCUGGGAACAGUGGGUUAACUGCCUUGUUCAGGAACAGAACGACAGAUUUGUACCUUGUCAGCUCGGGGGUUUGAACUCGCAACCUUCCGGUUACUAGUCCAACACUCUAACCACUAGGCUACGCUGCCAGUUUCCAGAGUCUGGAGGUGUUUCAUUAAGAUGUGUGUGUGUUCUCUCCCCAGGUUGUGGAGAGAUGGACUGAGGGUUGUGUCAGUGUGAGUGAGUGACGCGUAAUUCAGAGUGCAAAGACACAGAGACGUGACAGUCCCGCGUCCCAUUGUGACAUAGUUACGCUGCUCUGAGACCACUGUCUGCAGGGGGGAACACAUAGCCAUAACGGGUACCUCCCCAACAUUCCCAACCAACGCGGCUCUGAGACCACAGUCCGCGGGGGGAACACACAGCCAUAACGGGUACCACCCCAACAUUCCCAACCAACGCGGCUCCACAUACGCGUCCCUCUAUUGAUUUGAAUGUGUUGACAGUUGGAGAAAUAGCUUGAGCCGCAUUGAGAAUUAGAAAAGUAUGAAAGCCAAUGGUCCAAUAUUCUAGAAUACUGCUGUGUGUGCACAUUUUGGACACUGAUAGACGUGUGUGUGUGUGUGUGUGUGUGUGUGUGUGUGUGUGUGUGUGUGUGUGUGUGUGUGUGUGUGUGUGUGUGUGUGUGUGUGUGUGUGUGUGUGUGUGUGUGUGUGUAAGAGGUUGAGUAACCUGCUGUAACAGACAUGCCCAAACCUGAUCUACUGUGUUUGGUUCAACUACUGGACAACACUAUCCAGACCUUUACAGUCAACAAGCAGGAUGCAGGUGAGGUUUUGCUGGAGCAGGUGUGUAACCAGCUGGGUCUGCUGGAGAAACACUUCUUCAGUCUGCAGCUACGAGACUCCAACACCACCAUCGUCACUCAAACACACUCUCCUAGGUGGCUGGAGGCCAACAAACCACUGAAGAAGCAGCUGAAAG